Molecule: messenger RNA, 135 nt
Organism: Penaeus vannamei (Pacific white shrimp)
Lineage: Eukaryota; Metazoa; Arthropoda; Malacostraca; Decapoda; Penaeidae
Source: RefSeq, a predicted model, not a curated record
GAGAAAGAGAAAGAAAAGGAGAGAGAGAGAGAGAGAGAGAGAGAGAGAGAGAGAGAGAGAGAGAGAGAGAAGAUGAGAAGAGAGAGGUAUCUACAAGAUUCAAAAACCCUAAAGGUAUCUUGUGCUGCUCUGUAA